GGUGGAGCUCCACUUUCCCCAUGUGUCUGCAGCCAGACCCUCUUGACACACAGAGCACACAACAGGCGCAAAACUACGCCCUCACCCGAACAAGAGCAAGGACUAUUUGUGAAGGAGGAUGUCUGCAGAAGGGCGAUUCAAGCGCACCAUCGGCAGAGGAGCCCCCACUUACAAAUAUGGGGACUUAGACUAUGACCCUCACAUGCCCCAAAGCAGGAUCCAGAUGCAGAUGGACAGCGCUGGCUCCGGAGAGGCUGUGGUCCGCAGGAAAGACUCGUUUGUUCAAACAGAUUCCUGUGCUACUGGGACCAGUUUGAGAAAGACUUUGCCUGGUUCAUCAGUGAACAGCCCUGGAGAUUCUGAUAGGUCUGCACUCCCAAAACACGUGGAAUUUCACUCAGGAAAUUAUGAGGAGGAAAGCUCUGAUGAUGGAGAUGAGAUUUGGUCGCUGCCAGGUGCGUCUCCACCCAGAAGUGUGCUUGAUGUUGAAAAGACAAGCCUCGACCCAAGCAUGGAACUCAGAAAACCUGUGAAAAAGACUGCCAAGACCCAAGCUUGGCAGACUGACUGGCAUAAGAAUCACAUGGCGGCUAUAAGUGGUGAGAAGUUUGACGUGCUCCUCAAGAUGUGUCCUGAUUUUCAAGACUGCAAAAACAACAUGGCGGCUUUUGUCAUGAUAAAAGAGGCAUUGGAUACUGACGGUAAUCCCUGUGACCAUUAUAAAGUCGUGGCGUUGGGGGCAGGUUCCUCCAGCUGUCAGAAGUGGCUUUGCUACAAUGGAACAAUGGUCCAUGACUGCCACGCUGUUGUCAUUGCCAGACGCUCCCUGCUCAGGUUUCUUUACAAACAACUGCUGCUCUUCUUUGAAAACGAUCCAAAGUUGAAAGAGUGCAGUAUUUUUGAGGCCGGUGCAGAGAGCCACCUGCUUCAGCUCAAACCCAAAGUCACCUUCCACCUUUAUUCCAACCAGCCACCAGAAGGCGCUACAAAAAACUUCUAUGUUGGAUCUGCCAAUUGUACGUCGGUGAAGCUGCAGUACCACGCUAAAGGUAUCCUGGUACCUGUGGUGUAUCUAGAGCCCAGCCAUUGGGCCUCCAGAGUCUGCUGCGUGUCCGCCAGUGACAAACUCUGCCGCUGGACUGUGAUUGGAGUGCAGGGGGCGCUGCUGAGCCACUUCAUACAGCCCAUCUAUAUCACCAGCAUGGUUCUAGGUGGGGUGAAACUGUCCAACAAGGAGGUGUCUGAUAUCACUAACAAACGCCUGGGUGAGGGCUGGGAGGAGCUGCUGCCUCCGCCUUUCAGGAAACACGACAUCCACUUUGUCUGCGGUGAACAAGUGGCUUCAGGGUCAGCCUCUGCAAACACCCAACUCAGCGUCAACUGGUGCCUUGGGGACAGAGACAUCGAGGUUCUGGAUAGCAGCAAAGGGCUCAUCAUUGAACGCUCCCCAAAUGUGAGUGGGCCUGGCUUCUCCAGUCGACUCUGUAAGAGAGCACUCUACAAAUACUUCCACCAAGUCGCAAAACUCGGAGGCCAUAGCUCUCUGCUGGACCUGCCCACGUACCACAGCGCCAAGGUGGAUGCAGGACCGUAUCAAGCAGCGAAAGAACUUGUCAAUCAACAGUUUUUGAACAACCACGCUGGUCUUUGGGCAUCCAAAAAGCUGGUGGACUUGUUUAGUGCCUAAAGAAAGGGGGCAGAUUUAAAAAGUUUGAGUUUCUCUUAAGAGUUGUUCCCUGUUGGCAGUUGCCCUCCUCUGUAAUUUUUAUUUAGUUUUAUGCAAAAUGUCAGUGUUGUUUUGGUUUGGUGUGGGAGUUUGAGAAAAAUAAAAAAAGGCCCACUGUUAAGCACCGCAGUGAAGUCGUCCCUGAAUGAGCAGUGGGUGGAACACAUCUGCAGUCAAGGCAAAUUCAGAAAAAUUAACUCGUCUGUAGCUAAAAGCCCCUUUACCAAAACCACAAUCCCAAAAGAUCUAUGUUCUGAA
Boleophthalmus pectinirostris (great blue-spotted mudskipper) is the source of this 1984-nucleotide messenger RNA. RefSeq names its product adenosine deaminase domain containing 2 (gene adad2). Gene Ontology annotation, cellular component: nucleolus; cytoplasm. Gene Ontology annotation, biological process: RNA processing; adenosine to inosine editing. Gene Ontology annotation, molecular function: tRNA-specific adenosine deaminase activity; double-stranded RNA adenosine deaminase activity; double-stranded RNA binding. The transcript has 11 exons. The record is from RefSeq and is a predicted model, not a curated record. NCBI's taxonomy places the organism in Eukaryota, Metazoa, Chordata, Actinopteri, Gobiiformes, Gobiidae. Bases 119 to 1687 code for a protein of 522 amino acids.